UGGAUCGAUUUAUUUGUUCCUUUAUCCAAGAAAAAGUCUUUCUAGUUUGCAUGGUCCAACCAUUGAGCCCAAAAAUGUCUACAAUAAAUUUGGUAGGUCGCUAACCUAGUUCCCUAUCCGCAAUUCUGCUAUUUACUGGAAUAAUUUUACUGGAAUAAAUAAUAUUAAAUUUAAUAUAUAGAAUAAAUCUUUGGGAUGGGUAGAAAUUGAAAGAGUAAGUAUGCUUCUUGCGUUGGAUAACAAUUUAGUGGAGAACAGGGACAUAGUUGUUGAAUACAAGCAAGGAGGCCUAAAGGAUAUAACUGAGCUUCACCCUUGUUUUAUGUCACUGCAAUACCCAUUAUUGUUCCCGCGCGGGGAAGAUGGUUACCGCCUUGGCAUUAGACACCGUAAUGUUCAAGAUUCAGAGCCAAGCCAAAGAAACACUGUAAGUAGUCGAGAAUACCAAUCAUUCAGAGUACAGCAUCAUGAUUGUGAGGGUCAUGCAUUGCUGAUGGGAGGUAGAUUAUUUCUGCAAUAUGUGGUUGAUUCAUGGUGUUAUAUUGAGCGUGGUAGAUUACAGUGGGUGCAGCUGCAUCAGUCCACAAUUCGGUCAGACCUAUACAACAACAUUGUGGAUAGUGUUAGCCGUGGUGACAUUUCAGCAUCUGAUGUGGGUAAGCGCAUAGUGCUCCCGUCAAGCUUUAUGGGAGGCUUUAGAUACAUGCAGCAGAAUUUUCAGGACUCAAUAGCUCUUUGCAAGGAAUAUGGGCACCCGGAUCUAUUCAUAACAUUCACUUGCAACCCAAAAUGGCCAGAAAUAAGGCGUGCUGUUGCUGCUCAGGAUUGCAAGGAUGCAUUUGUGCGCCCAGACUUGAUCGCCAGAGUUUUCAAAAUAAAGCUUGAUGCUCUUAUGGCCGAUCUCACAAAAAAUGAUGUCCUCGGCCAUGUACUUGCAGCGAUCUACACAAUUGAGUUCCAGAAACGCGGCCUCCCCCACGCUCAUAUUGUUCUUUGGCUGGCAGAGCCUGACAAGCUCCUGUCUCCAGAGGCCAUAGAUGCUGUUAUUAGUGUAGAAAUUCCUGAUAAGAACGCUGACCCCUCUGCUUUUGAAAUUGUAUCACAACUCAUGAUGUAUGGGCCAUGUGGGGAGGCCAAUCCCAAAUGUUCGUGUAUGAUGAAUGGAAAAUGUAUGAAGCAUUAUCCAAGAAUGUUUUGUAACAACACUACAAUGGAUCAGAAUGGAUAUGCUCUCUAUCGAAGGCGGAACACAGGGAGGACAGUGGAGGCCAGCAACGGGAUACAUUUGGACAACAGGUGCCUUCUGCACCAUUUAUUUAUAUUUCAUGCAGUUAAAACCAACCAGGCUUUUUCAUUUUUAAAGAAUCACCUUCUUAUUUUGUUCGUUUCCAAAAAUCAUGCAAAUUCUACACUGGUAUCUAGUGAGGCCUUAAUGGUAUUUCCCCAUGCAGCAUAA
Daucus carota subsp. sativus is the source of this 1456-nucleotide messenger RNA. RefSeq lists its product as uncharacterized. Lineage: Eukaryota; Viridiplantae; Streptophyta; Magnoliopsida; Apiales; Apiaceae. The record is from RefSeq and is a predicted model, not a curated record. The transcript is spliced from 2 exons. The coding region runs from base 221 to 1456 and encodes 411 amino acids.